Molecule: messenger RNA, 1605 nt
Organism: Drosophila novamexicana
Lineage: Eukaryota; Metazoa; Arthropoda; Insecta; Diptera; Drosophilidae
Product: prolyl 4-hydroxylase subunit alpha-1
Exons: 8
Coding region: 1-1605 (534 amino acids)
Biological process (GO): peptidyl-proline hydroxylation to 4-hydroxy-L-proline
Cellular component (GO): endoplasmic reticulum
Molecular function (GO): iron ion binding; L-ascorbic acid binding; protein binding
Source: RefSeq, a predicted model, not a curated record
AUGCGGGUUAAUACGGGACUGCUGGCACUAUUGGUGCUGGCCAGCCUGAUCUGUGGCCAGGCUACGGAUUACUUCUCAUCCAUUACUGGACUGGAGCACUUGCUGCACACGGAGCACACUUUGAUGAAGGAUUUAAGUUCACAGCUGAGUGCGACCCGAAAUGCAUUGAAACAGUUGGAAAGAGAGCUGUCGUCUAUUAAGGUGGAACAUGCACUGGCUGCCAGAGGCUUGGAGAACUAUCUGACCAAUCCGGUCAAUAUUUAUCGUCUGAUGAAGCGUCUUCACACGGACUGGCAACAAAUGGAGAAUCGGGUCCAGCAAAUGAGCGCACAACUAUGUUUCAACAUUACACAACACUAUGGCCUUAACUUUCCCAGUCAGGAGGAUGUGGAAGGCGCCGCACUGGCCUUAGUUCGCCUGCAGAGCACCUAUAAAUUGGAUGUGGCUCAAGUGGCCGCUGGCAUACUGAAUGGCAUCAAAUACGGCACGGACAUGAGCUGGCAGGAUUGCUUUGUGUUGGGUCAACAACUCUUUGAAAUGGAGGACUACAACAACACGAAAGUAUGGUUGCGCGAAUCUAUGGAGCGAUUGCGACGCCAUCAGCCGCAGCCCAGCGCCCCAGAGCCCGCCCUGCUAAAUAACAUGGAAAUGGUGGCGCAGAGUUUAUUCCGUAUGGGCGACUUUGACACGGCAUACGAACUGAGUCAGCGCGUGCUCGAGCUGGAUCCAUCGCGCAUACGGAAUUGGCAUCUGGGUGACAAGACCGCCAAGCUGACGCACGGCGAGAGUGAGGAUGUGGCACAGCCAAGGCAACCAGAUGCUUACAAGCUUACCGAGGAGUUCGCCCACUAUGAGAAGGUGUGCCGAGGCGAGGUUGGCGCCUCUGCUGCCCAGCAGCGGCCUUUGCGCUGUCGCUAUACACGCGGUGAGCAUGCCUAUCGGCUGCUUGCACCGCUCAAGCUGGAGGAGCAUAACCUGGACCCACUGGUGGUCACCUUUCACGACAUGCUGAGCCAGCAAAGAAUCGCCGAGCUUCGAGAAAUGGCUGUGCCGCACAUGCAGCGUUCCACAGUUAAUCCUCUUCCCGGUGGCCAACGGCGAAAAUCCGCGUUCCGCGUGAGCAAAAACGCGUGGCUGCCUUACAGCACGCACCCAACGAUGGAGCGCAUGUUGCGUGAUGUUAGCGAUGCCACCGGCCUGGAUAUGACCUACUGCGAGCAGCUGCAGGUGGCCAAUUAUGGCGUCGGUGGUCACUACGAGCCCCACUGGGACUUCUUCCGCGAUUCGCGGCACUAUCCGGCCGCAGAGGGCAACCGCAUUGCCACGGCCAUAUUUUAUCUCUCGGAUGUGGAGCAGGGUGGCGCCACAGCCUUCCCCUUUCUAAACUUCGCCGUGCGUCCGCAGCUAGGCAAUAUUUUGUUUUGGUACAAUUUGCAUCGCUCCUCGGACAUGGACUUUCGCACCAAGCACGCGGGCUGUCCCGUGCUAAAGGGCAGCAAGUGGAUCGCCAACAUUUGGAUACAUGAGGCUACACAGACGUUUGCUCGACCCUGUGAUUUAUAUCGGGACAAUGGAGUUUCCCUAGGCUAUGACAUUAUUAAAUAA